Molecule: messenger RNA, 1198 nt
Organism: Diabrotica virgifera virgifera (western corn rootworm)
Lineage: Eukaryota; Metazoa; Arthropoda; Insecta; Coleoptera; Chrysomelidae
Exons: 2
Coding region: 79-537 (152 amino acids)
Source: RefSeq, a predicted model, not a curated record
UUUUUCGUCUGCAUUUAUAUAAAAAACAGUUCUUUUUAGAACUAUUUAGCGUCAUAUUAGUGUCAUUACGAUAAAAAUAUGGAUUCAAUGCCGAGUACUAGUGGUAAUUGCCCUUCUCCACCUAAAAAACGCGGAGUGAAUUUGGGUAGACAUUUAUCAUCAAAUGAAAAACAAUUCAUUAUAAAUAUGUACAAACAAAUAAAAAUUGAUGAUCCUGGAAUGAAAAUAACAGCCAUGGUAGCAAAAAUAAAGCAGGCAACAGGUGUUGCGAAUUCAACGAUUUACAGAACCAUUAAGGAAUAUAAGCAAACUGGAACUGUAAGAUGUCCUAAAAAUAUUGGCGGUAGACCUGCUGUACUUUCAAGAUAUGAUGAAAAAGUUAAAACAUCUGUACGACAGAUAGUACACAGCUUCUUUUUCAAGAACGAAAUGCCCACUUUAAAUAAAAUUUUAAGUGAAGUUAACAACCGCCCAGAUCUUCCAAACAUGUGUCGUUCAACAUUAUAUAAAUUCUUGAAGCAAAUAAAUUUUAAGUAAGUAAAUAUGGGUUAGCCACAAUUAAUAGUAAAUAAUAAGUGCAACCCAAAAAAUAUUCAUAUUAUGUCUGGCUUGGGCAAUCAAUUAGAGGAUAUUUUUUCCUAUUUUGUAGACAAUCUAAAUGCAAAUUGUUUCAUUUGAAAGCUGUAUAAUUAUUUAAACAAUCUUUAUUUAAUUAAAUAGUCUUUAUUUCAUCAAGGAAAUAUAAACACAGAUGACAUAUAUUCUUCUGAAGCGAAAUCAGAGCCGCUAAAACCGAUCAGUCCUCGCCCGGUAAAAAAAUCAACAAAAAUUUUUAAUUCGUUUAAACAAAGAUUGUCUAAAGAAUUAGACAACAUUAAAAUAAGAAUAUUUGUAUUUAUAACGUUAAAAAGGUACACAUGUGUUAAGUUUUUCUAAAAAACAUUCUACAACAUAGGAAAAAAUGUGGUUUUAUUUUGUUAUAAAUAAAUUAAUUUAUUAUUACAAAACUAAAGCAUAUUUUGGAUUUAAUUAUGCACUAUUUAGGUGGCUCUACUCGAGUUACCUCAAAUUAAAAAAAAAAUGAAGAAAAUUGCUCGAUUGGAAGUCGAGAAAAUGCAUUUUUUUUAUAUAUACCGAUUUUGAACUUUGAAAUUCACCUUUCUUCAACCUAGAUUUUUUUGUAGUUUUAUACCAAAUA